Molecule: messenger RNA, 2537 nt
Organism: Corythoichthys intestinalis (scribbled pipefish)
Lineage: Eukaryota; Metazoa; Chordata; Actinopteri; Syngnathiformes; Syngnathidae
Gene: stradb
Product: STE20 related adaptor beta
Exons: 12
Coding region: 288-1580 (430 amino acids)
Biological process (GO): protein phosphorylation; protein export from nucleus; activation of protein kinase activity
Cellular component (GO): serine/threonine protein kinase complex
Molecular function (GO): ATP binding; protein kinase activity; protein serine/threonine kinase activator activity
Source: RefSeq, a predicted model, not a curated record
UUGCGACAUCAAACUGCGACGGCUAACAGAUGAUGUAAUCACUGCGCGACACACAGUCAUCUGUGUCAAAUUAUAAAUCUUGCACAAUAUACCUUCUGCGCUCUUAAAAUGUUGAGUGCAUUUAAUUUUGUCACGGCGCGAAUUAUGUCAUUUUAAAAUGUGAUGACAAAAACAUUUUCUGUGCUGUUUUUCUAACGCUGAUACGUCGAAGACCCAUUGCUGUGGAGGCAAGCUCUCCGGUGGACGAAUGCCAAAACCUGUGAUUUGAGCGGUGCCUCAAAGACUCCAUGUCUUUCUUGGACUGCUCCUGCAUCUCCCACACUCAAGUCCAGCCCAUGGACCUAGAGGAGUGCUAUGAGGACACCAGUCAGCAUCUGUUGGGAUCCAGGAGCACCCCUCAACACCCAACAGUGAGAUGUGAUGAUAACAUCGCAGCACUAUCAGCAGAGCCAUCUCAUUACCAGUUCCUCAUUGAACUGGGCUGGGGCUUUAACCACCUGAGCCAGGUACACAUGGCGCGGCAUACUCCAACUGGGCAGCUGGUGGCAAUAAAACAAACAAACCUGGACGAAUGCUCAGAGGAGGAGCUGCUACAACUCCUGAAUGAAGUUUUCCUGUCCAGACGGGUCCGUCACCCUAACCUGCUGACCUUCCGACUUGUCUUUAGCUCUUGCUGCCAGCUGUGGGUCCUCACGCCACUCAUGGCAUACGGUUCUGCGCACUUCCUAAUGAGAACAUAUUUUCCCGAUGGAAUGAGUGAGUCCCUAAUAGCGUACCUGCUAUAUGGUGUGUUGCAAGCGUUGGAGUACCUUCACCGCAUGGGCUACGUUCACAGGGGUGUGAAGGCCAGUCACAUCCUGCUGUCAGAAGAGGGGCACGUCUAUCUGUCGGGGCUCCACUGUGUUUACAGCAUGAUGCGUGAAGGGAAGAGAAUGAGGGCGGUGUUCGACAUGCCCAACCAUAGUCCAGCCUUGUUGCCUUGGCUCAGUCCUGAACUACUGCAACAGGAUCUCCGUGGUUAUGGAGAAAAGUCUGAUAUCUACAGUUUGGGCAUUGUUGCCUGUGAGUUGGUGAGUGGCAAGGUGCCUUUCCAGGACAUGGCACCCACUCAGACACUGCUGCUGAAACUACGCGGUUUGCACCGCUGCCUACCAGACACCGCACUCUUCCCGCUCGGUGAACUGGGGGGGCUGAAGGUGUCCCGCUCCGGGGUGGACUCCGGGAUGGGGGAAAGCGCGGCCACUGGAAGCGCCACUCACAGCACUGCCGCCCCUCUGACCGCCGCGGAAGGACCUCAGAGUCCUGGACCGAAGAACCACUCGGCCACUUUGCACAAUUUGGUGCAACUGUGUCUGCAGCAGCAGCCUGAGCACAGACCGUCAGCCUCCAUCCUCCUGACGCACGCCUUCUUCAAACAGGUGAAGAGGCACACCAGAGACUCCUUUCUCAGCCUUGUUUACCCAGCGGUGCCAAUCACCAGCCCAGAAGUGCCGCUAUUAUCCUGCCCCCCCUCCCCUUCCUGCCAUGCUCAAACAACAACCACUGGGGUUUCUGCGGAGGCGUCAUGGGAUUUCUCUUAAAACAAGUUCUGUAAUUUGGAAAGUAUUUCUCGUCUGCUGUUCUAAAUGAACCCUCAAGGCAAUACUAUGUGCCGUUGUUAAAGAGCACAUAUUUAACAUCAUCAUACAGACCUUACCUCGCCACAUGAACGGUAAGAAAUACAGUAGAGAUUUCGUUGUGAAAUGGUGUGAGAUACUGUUUGUUAGUCUAUACGUGCCUGUUCAAAUGCCUUUUUUUUUUUUUUUUUUUUUACGUAAUGUGACCAUCAAUGUGACCUAUAACUGAACGGAAGCAGUUUUAAAGAGGGUGUGCUUACUUGUGCAAUCACAUCAGUAACGCAAUAAUUGUACAGGUCAUAGGUCAGAAAUUUUAUCCACAAUUAAUGUGAAUGUUUAGCUUUUUUUAUAUCACAAAAACCUGUCAUUUGAGCAGAGGUGUGUAGACUUUAUAGCUGCCUAUAACUACAGUAUGUGUACUGUAUCUUCUGAUGUGAAUUGUACUGUCAUAUAAAACUUCAAUUUGUAAUUGUAUAAGGGAACAGAAAAUAUUCUGGAGGAUGUAAACAACAUUCAAUCAGAAGUUUCAAAUGUCAUUACUAUUUCCUUCUGUGUUCUGUCUUUAGAAAUCACUCAGCGUUUACAGGAAUUCAGAGAUGUUAACAUGAUUAAAUCAUGGAGGUGUCUUACCUCAUUUGAAAUGGCUUUGAUCAAAUGUUAGGGGAAAAAUAAGCAAAGGACACAUCCUGCUCAGUCUAAGUGACCUCUGUGCUGUGUGUCGUAUUUCUAAUUUCGAAGAGUACAUAAGUAAUAUUUCCUGCCCUGAUGAGGAACCAAAGAAGAAAUCUAGCUGUGAGCGAGCAACAAAGCCGAAAACAGGCUUCACGCGGAGACCUCUGUAUAACUGUGAUUAUGUGCACUGUGAUGUAAAGUACAUAUCAAGGAUAAGAAUAGACAUUAAUAAACCAUUAUGCAAGUUAA